This is a messenger RNA of Alternaria arbusti, 1047 nucleotides long. RefSeq lists its product as uncharacterized. The record is from RefSeq and is a predicted model, not a curated record. Bases 1 to 1047 code for a protein of 348 amino acids. The transcript has a single exon. Lineage: Eukaryota; Fungi; Ascomycota; Dothideomycetes; Pleosporales; Pleosporaceae.
AUGAAGUACUCCGUCCCCGUUGUCCUCGCUCUCUCGAGCAGCGCUGUCGCCUCUCCCCUCGGCGACUACCUCGACGCCAUCUUCGGCACCAAGGACACCCGUCAGGCUCCUCCUCCUCCUGGCUUCCCUUCCAUGGGCAUGCCACCUAUGGGCUCUCCCACCCCAGGCUUCCCUCCCAUGGGUCCUCCCAUGGGAACAGGUGCUCCAACACCUGGCUUCCCUCCCAUGGGCGCACCAACGCCUGGCUUCCCCCCAAUGGGCCCUCCCUCCGGUCUCCCUCCCAUGGGCGCACCAACCCCCGGAUUCCCUCCCAUGGGCCCACCCAUGGGCACCGGCGCCCCAACACCCCCCGGCUUCCCCAUGCCCAUGCCCACCGGCGGCUUCCCAGGCGGUCCCGGCGGCCCAGGCGGCUCCAGCAACAUGCCACCUUCCUGGCCCGUCCGCGCGCGCGCCGUCCGCAACCUAGCCAUCGACUACCAGCUCGCCCCGCGCCAAGGCGGCGACCUGCCCCUCCCUUCGUUCUCUCUCGCAGACCCCGAGAACGGCGGCGCACCUACUCCUACUGAGUCCCCCUCCGGCGGCGGCGAAGAAGCUCCAGGUGGCUUCCCGGGUCUACCCACUCCCACCCCAGGUGCCCCCGAGGGCCCCGGUGGAGGAUUCCCUGCGCCCACAGGCGGAUUCCCGGGUUUGCCUACUGGUGCGCCUGAGGGACCUGGUGGUGGACCGGGUGGUUUCCCGACGGAUCUCCCUUCUUUCCCUAUGCCGACUGGUAUGCCUGGCGGUGCGCCUGGAGGUGGUUUCCCUGGUCUGCCUGGUACUGGCAUGCCUGGUCUGCCUACUACCAUGGAGACGAUGACGCGUGGACCUAAGCCAACUGGUAUGCCUGAGCUGCCUGGUCAGGAGGAUGGUCAGCAGGGCCCUGGUGGUGACAACGGGUCUGGUGGCUGGUGGAGCUGGCUUGGUGGAUUGUUUGGCGGUGGUAAGGGAGACGGCGAGGGUGCUGGAGCUGGUGAGGGUGAGGGUGCUGGAAGUGGAAUUGGUGCUUAG